Radiomyces spectabilis is the source of this 825-nucleotide messenger RNA. RefSeq names its product protein-tyrosine phosphatase. Bases 113 to 685 code for a protein of 190 amino acids. The transcript has 5 exons. Lineage: Eukaryota; Fungi; Mucoromycota; Mucoromycetes; Mucorales; Radiomycetaceae. The record is from RefSeq and is a predicted model, not a curated record. Gene Ontology annotation, molecular function: phosphatase activity.
AUAUUUGGAAUUUUUUUUUUUUUUUUAGGAAGCGUUGUAUUAAAGGCACAACGCUUUUGUGUGUGACUAUCCCAAGUUGUUGCUGCGUUUCCUUCUUUUGCUCUUGUAGACAAUGAGUCGAACGGCUACGUCGCUGUUAACGCCUCCAGAGCAAUUCGGCAUUGUCGAACCUGGAGUCUACCGCUCCGAUAUGCUUCAGCCUAUUCACUUUACAUUUAUCAAGCAAUUCGGCUUCAAAACCGUCGUCAUGCUCAGUCCUGAAAUGCCUAGCAGAGUGACAUCCUACCUCAUUGAAGAAGGUGGUAUCAAGCUUGUUCAUCUCGGUAUGGCAACUUGGAAACCCAUCCAGCCGUCGACAUGGCGACCGAUUUCUGAAGAGCUUAUUAAAGAAGGACUGGAAUUAAUCCUCAACAUAGAUACGCAUCCUGUUCUGAUCAUGUGCACGUCUGGCAUUCAUGAGACGGGAACUUUGGUGGGCUGUUUGCGGAAAUUGGAAGGCUGGAAUUUCAGCUCCAUCAUCACCGAGUACCGAUCUUAUGCGGGAACCAAAGCACGAUACGUGAAUGAACAGUUUAUCGAACUAUUUGAUCUGGAUCUCGUUACUUUACCUCCGAAUUUACCCACAUGGCUUAUUGAUCAACAACGAAUGCUGGCAGAAGAAGAAGCAUUAUCACAACAACAAUGAGUUGAAAGAUCCCAAAUUUCAUGGUUUUCCCCGUUUUUUGUAUAUAAGAAGCAGUUCAUUCAUUAUUUCACAUUAUUUUCACCGUGAUAUCCUUGUAGAAAACAAAACAAAUCAAAAAUUAUGUAACAUCCCAAAACUCU